This is a messenger RNA of Entrophospora sp. SA101, 750 nucleotides long. NCBI's taxonomy places the organism in Eukaryota, Fungi, Glomeromycota, Glomeromycetes, Entrophosporales, Entrophosporaceae. The record is from the annotation of a GenBank genome assembly.
AUGGAUGGUAUAAUUUUAAUUGAUAAACCACAAGGCAAAACUUCUCAUCAAGUGGUUCAAACAAUCAAAAAAAAAUUAGGAGUUCAAAAAGUUGGUCAUGCGGGGACUUUAGAUCCUUUAGCAACUGGCUUAUUAAUUAUUUUAGUAAACAAAGCAGCUAAGUUAAGCAACUUUUUUCUCAAUAAAGACAAAACUUAUGAGGUGGAAGUUCAGUUAUUUACAGAAACGGACACUGGUGAUAUUACUGGAAAAAUUACCAAAGAAGAGAAAGUUAAAAAUAUUGAAUUAACCCAAAUUCACCAAGUGAUUUCUUCCUUUAAUAAUACUACUUAUUGGCAAAAACCACCGCUUUUUUCAGCCAUUAAAUUAAAAGGUAAAAAACUUUAUCAAUAUGCUCGUCAAGGUCUAAAAGUAGAAGUCCCUGCUCGGCUGGUAAAAAUUAAUCAUUUAGAAUUGUUGAAUUAUCUUCCCCAACAAGGAAUUCUUAAAUUGUUGGUAAACUGUAGUAAAGGAACUUACAUUCGUAGUCUGGUGAAAGAUAUUGCCGAAAAGUUAGAAACUAUUUCUACUGUUAGCCAAUUACGAAGAACCAACUCCGGCAACUUUAAUUUACAAGAAGCAACUUCUAUAAAAGAAGUGAACCAGGAGAAAAUAAUUUCUUUGGAAAAUUUCCCUUCUAAUACCUCUUUAGCGAAAAUAUUGGAUGCGGAGGAAUUGCUCUUGGCAGACAUACAAAAAAAAACCAGUUAA